AUGAAGGUCGCCGUUGCUCUUACUCUCGUUGCGGGUGUGCUUAGUGCACCCACCCCUACUCUCUGGGGCUCCGGCUGGGGAGAUGGUGGCGCCGGUGCUGAAGGCUCAGCUGGGCUAGGAGGAUCCGCUGAACUCGGCGGUCAUGCUGGACUCGGUGGCUCCGCUGGUCUCGGAGGCAGUGCCGGUCUGGGUGGCUCUGCGGGCGCGUCUGGUUCUGCUGGCGCUUCUGGAUCGGCUGGUGGUGAUGCUGAGGGCGAGGCCGGUGCGUCGGGCUCCGCUGGUGCAGGUGGCUCGGGAUCAGCUGGUGUUGGAGGAUCUGCUGGUCUUGGAGGCCAUGCCGGUCUCGGAGCCUCAGCCGGUCUUGGAGGAUCCGCUGGUGUUGGAGGCAGUGCCGGUGCCUCUGGUAACGCCGGGGGUUCUGCGGGAGCUGGUGUCGGAGGCUCCGCAGGCCUUGGUGGCCACGCCGGUCUUGGAGCCUCAGCCGGUCUUGGAGGAUCCGCUGGUGUUGGAGGCGGUGCCGGUGCCUCUGGUAACGCCGGGGGUUCUGCGGGAGCUGGUGUUGGAGGCUCCGCAGGCCUUGGUGGCCACGCCGGUCUUGGUGCCUCAGCUGGCCUUGGAGGAUCCGCUGGUGUUGGUGCCGGCGCUGGUGCCUCCGGUGACGCUGAGGGCUCUGCGGGAGCUGGUGUCGGAGGCUCCGCAGGCCUUGGUGGCCACGCUGGUCUCGGAGCAUCUGCCGGUCUAGGAGGAUCUGCUGGUGUUGGUGGCUCUGGAUCUGCUACCGGCGAGGCCGGCGCUGAAGCAUCUGGUGGCGCUGGCCUUGGUGGCCACGCUGGUCUCGGCGGGCACGCUGGCCUCGGAGCAUCUGCUGGCCUUGGUGGAUCUGCUGGUCUAGGAGGAUCCGCUGGCCUUGGUGGCUCGGGCUCUGCAGGUGUCGGCGGUUCCGCUGGCAUUGGCGGCUCGGGCUCUGCAGGUGUCGGCGGUUCCGCUGGCAUUGGCGGCUCGGGUUCAGCAGGUGUCGGUGGCUCCGCCGGCGCUGGCCUUGGUGCGUCUGGAUCCGCUACCGGUGAGGCUGGCGCUGAAGCCUCUGGGGCCGCUGGCCUUGGUGGCCACGCUGGCCUUGGUGGCCACGCUGGCCUUGGUGGCCACGCCGGUCUUGGUGGACACGCUGGACUCGGAGGAUCAGCUGGCCUAGGCGGCUCCGCUGGUAUUGGUGGCUCCGCCGGCGCUGGUCUUGGUGCGUCUGGAUCUGCUACUGGUGAGGCCGGCGCUGAAGCUUCUGGUGGCGCCGGUCUGGGUGGUCACGCUGGUCUUGGUGGCCAUGCCGGUCUCGGCGGUUCUGCUGGCAUUGGUGGCUCCGCCGGCGCUGGCCUUGGUGCGUCUGGAUCUGCUACUGGCGAGGCCGGCGCUGAAGCUUCUGGUGGCGCCGGUCUGGGUGGUCAUGCUGGUCUUGGUGGCCACGCCGGCCUAGGUGGAUCCGCUGGCAUCGGCGGCUCCGCUGGCGCUGGUCUUGGUGGUUCUGCUACUGGUGGCGCGGGAGCUGAGGCUUCCGGCGCUGCUGGCCUCGGCGGCUCUGCUUCUGGCUCCGCUGGCAUUGGAGGAUCUGGUUCCGCUGGCGCUGGUAUUGGCGGCUCGGGCUCUGCAGGUGUUGGUGGUUCCGCUGGUGGUUCCGCUGGCAUUGGCGGCUCUGGCUCCGCUGGCCUUGGAGGAUCUGGAUCUGCUUCUGGCAGUGCUUCGGCCACUCCCGCCGCCACCCCUACUGGUGCAAGCGCUGUUGGCGCUGGAGGCGAAGCUGGUGCUGGUGGCUCUGCUGGCGCUGGCAUCGGUGGUUCUGGCUCUGCCGGCAUUGGCGGCUCUGCUGGAGGAUCCGCUGGUCUUGGAGGAUCUGCCUCAGGAUCUGCUGGUGGCUCCGCUGGCCUCGGCGGCUCUGCUUCAGGCUCUGCUGGUGGUUCCGCUGGUAUUGGAGGAUCUGCUUCAGGCUCCGCCGGUGGUUCUGCCUCUGGCUCCGCUGGUGGCUCUGCUUCCGGAUCCGCUGGCCUUGGUGGCUCUGGCUCUGCCGGUCUCGGCGGCUCUGGAGGCGCCCCUGGUUCUCCCUCUGCUACUCCUUCCACUCCCGUCGCCGCCCCUACCCCCGUCCCUACUGGUGAAAGCCCGGUCUCUGCUGGUGGCGCUCCUGCUCCUAGUGGUGCUCCCGCCGGUGGAUCUCCCUCUGGUUCAGCUGAAGGUUCUGCCGAAGGCUCCGGAUCUGCUCAGGGCUCCGCUGAGGGUUCCGGCUCCGCUGAAGGAUCAGCUGAGGGUUCUGGUUCAGUUGAAGGUUCUACCGAAGGCUCUGGAUCUGGUGAAGGCUCUGCCUCUGGUUCCGCUGAGGGUUUUGGAUCUGCUGAAGGAUCUGCCUCUGGCUCUGGUUCUGUUGGUGGCUCUGGCUCUGCCUCUGGUUCUGUCGGUGGCUCCGGCUCUGCUUCUGGCUCCGGCAGCUGGGGUGACCUCGGCGACCUCGGCAACCUGUUCCCCUCCGGCACUCCUACCACCUGGUCGACUGGCUUCUCAACUUCCUUCUCGACCAUCUUCGUUCCCACCGCCACUGGCGUCAGCCCUGUCGCCGCUGGUGACGAGGACUGCGGCUGCAACGAGGCUGUUCCCACUGGUGUGAGCCCCGUCCACGGCGGCGCCGACUCCGACUCCGCAGGUGGCUUCGACUUCUCUCAACUCGGUGACCUCUUCGCUUCCGCCGCUGCCUCUGCCGCUCCCUCCGCUACCGCUACUGGCAGUGCUUCUGGUAGUGCCAGCGCCACCGGUUCCGCCACCGGCUCCGGCUCCUCUGGCUUGUCCGGUCUCUGGAACUGGUCCAACCUCUUCGGCUCAUCGACUAGCUCCAGCGACUCUGCCUCCGCAUCUGGCUCCGCUUCCGGCUCUGGCUCUUCCAGCAGCAGCGGCCUCGGCUCCUUCAGCAGCUUCCUAGGCAAGUCCCGCCGCCAGCUCUUCGGCAAGUCUCCUUUGCCGUGCUCUUGA
This is a messenger RNA of Aspergillus mulundensis, 3006 nucleotides long. RefSeq lists its product as uncharacterized. NCBI's taxonomy places the organism in Eukaryota, Fungi, Ascomycota, Eurotiomycetes, Eurotiales, Aspergillaceae. The record is from RefSeq and is a predicted model, not a curated record. Bases 1 to 3006 code for a protein of 1001 amino acids. The transcript has a single exon.